UAAUUGGUCAGCGCCGCGCUGGUGAGAUUAGUUCGCGCCACGCUGUCCGUUCAGUGGCGCAAGCAAGCACAUCCGUGCUAUGCUGAUGAGUCGGUCGUGCGGCUCUGUCCAUUGAACCACGCAGAUGACAUGUCAGCGCGGCGUGAGCUCUGUAAAACCGCACUGUCUUGUCCUACUUUUGGUUUGUUUGGCUUCCGAUACACACCCUGUCCGCGUGCAGCCCAAAUUUCGAGACCGCACGGACGGUGCGCGUGCAACAGCGCAUGCGCAACACGACAGAAAAGUUCACUAGGUGUCAAUACGCACAAUGUGCAGUCGUCGAAGAAGAGUGUGUAAAGAGAAGAUGAGUAAAAAAACAAGACGAGUAAACUCAGAAGCAUGCUUUCUCCAUUUUUGCUCUUGGUGUAUCUUCUGAACUAUGUUGCAAUGGUGGAUGCGCUAUUUUUCUUCUCUGAUCCUGCACAGCGAAUGUCCGGUUGAUGACACGAUGUCUGGUAAAAGUAUAGAAAAAGUUGUACUGGGCAUGUGUUGAACUCGGUCAUCCGCACGCAUCUGUGGAGUAUACUUUGAAAGAUGCGUGGACGCAACUGUGAAAGUGAAGUACACCCGGGGCUUAAGUCUUUUUGGUUAGAAAGAUGCACUGCAGAGCAAUUUCAUGUCUAGUGAUCAGUAUAGUCUGUUGUGCAGCGCUGGAACAGAGUCCGUCUGGGAAGAGCGGUUGGACUGGGAAGCUGUUAGUGGUAUCAAUGGAUGGAAGUCCAUUUGAGAAAGAUUUUUAACUGUAUGGACUCUACAACUGAAAGUCUGUUCAAGAACCAGGAGCUUACAGAGUUUCUAAAAGAGCAAAACUUUGAUGCUGUUUUAACUGAUCCUGCCCAUCCAAUGGGGGCCAUAUUGGCAUAUAAUCUUUCCAUACCUGCGGUGUACAUGUUAAGGGGAAUGCCGUGUGGUCUCGAUGCUGCGGCCACAGCCUGUCCGAGCCCUCCUUCAUAUAUCCCACGUUUCUUGACACAAAACUCAGACCGCAUGUCUUUUGGUCAGCGCACAUUAAACCUUCUUAAGAGCAUGCUGGAACCACUGGAGUCUAAAUUUAUUUACUGCCCAUUUGAGAAGUUGACAUCCAACUUCCUGCAGAGAGAUGUGAGCCUGACUGAGAUCCUGAGCACUGGAGCUGUCUGGUUGAUGUGGUAUGAUUUUAGCCUGGAGUUCCCCAAACCCCUGAUGCCCAACAUGAUUCUGAUAGGAGGUAUUAACUGUGAAAGUAGAAACCCACUGACAAAGGUGAGCAUCGUCUUUAUACUCAUCACAUGAUACACUAAUGCAACAUGACAAGAAACGGACUAAAUGAGGUAAAAAGCUCAACUUUUCAACUUUGAACCCAGGCUGGAAAGAGUGACAAAGGUCCUGGGAUCUCAGCCAUAUUAUUAACAAAAAAUGAAUUGGACUCUGUGUCUAUGUAAUUCAUUGCCAGGGUCAUUUUGGGUGAACCUAAUUUUGCCAAAUUCCACAUGUUCUUGUAUCAACAUCAACAUCCUUGUUAGUCCUGGAACAACAUGCCUGACAACCUAUCAGAUUUUAGGCUUUGGCUUAGGCCUAAUGGUAUUUUUAGGACUGAUUUAGGUGGUUGGUUUAGGAUCUUUUCAAACCCACAGUAUUGUUUCCCUGUAGGGUUUUGGUUCUUUCUUUCUUUCUUUCUUUCUUGCUUUCUUUGUGGAAA
Molecule: messenger RNA, 1717 nt
Organism: Megalobrama amblycephala (Wuchang bream)
Lineage: Eukaryota; Metazoa; Chordata; Actinopteri; Cypriniformes; Xenocyprididae
Product: UDP-glucuronosyltransferase 1-2-like
Exons: 1
Coding region: 751-1311 (186 amino acids)
Molecular function (GO): UDP-glycosyltransferase activity
Source: RefSeq, a predicted model, not a curated record